Messenger RNA from Ipomoea nil (Japanese morning glory), 1696 nucleotides. Its product is annotated as vicianin hydrolase-like. The record is from RefSeq and is a predicted model, not a curated record. The transcript is spliced from 14 exons. Lineage: Eukaryota; Viridiplantae; Streptophyta; Magnoliopsida; Solanales; Convolvulaceae. Gene Ontology annotation, biological process: carbohydrate metabolic process. The coding region runs from base 18 to 1568 and encodes 516 amino acids. Gene Ontology annotation, molecular function: beta-glucosidase activity.
UCAGUCUAAAAGUAGCAAUGGCUACCACAAUGCCCUUUGCCCUAUUCCAGCUUUAUGCUCUUCUUCUUCUUCCUCUUCUUCUUCCUCCUUUGGCUGCGGCUGUGCCUAGCCGUCACUAUGCAGCUCCAUUUAACAGGACUGUUUACCCAUCUGAUUUUGUUUUUGGAGCUUCAUCUGCAGCCUACCAGAUUGAAGGAGGAGCUCUUGAAGAUGGCAAGGGACCCAGUAUCUGGGAUACAUACACUCACCAACACCCAGAAAAAAUUUGGGACAGAUCCACUGGAGAUGUUGCUGAUGACUUCUACCAUCGUUAUAAGGAAGAUAUACGUCAGCUUAAAGAAGUUGGAAUGGAUGCUUUCAGAUUGUCGAUCUCAUGGUCUCGGAUUUUACCACGUGGGAAGAUUAGUGGAGGAAUUAAUCAAAAAGGCGUUGAAUUCUACAACAAUGUCUUCAAUGAGAUAGUAGCACAAGGUAUGAAGCCAUUUGUCACUCUUUUCCACUGGGACCCUCCCCAAGCGCUGGAGGAUGAAUAUGAAGGAUUUUUAAGUCCUAAAAUAGUGGACGAUUUUAGAGACUACACAGAUCUCUGCUUCAAGUUAUUUGGUGAUCGCGUGAAAUUCUGGAUCACCUUAAACGAACCAUUGUCCUUUAGUAUGAACGGAUACACCACCGGAACCUUUGCACCGGGAAGAUGCUCUCCCUAUGUCGGCAACUGUACCAAGGGAAACUCCGCCACAGAGCCCUAUAUCGUAGCACACAACUUGCUUCUUGCUCAUGCUGCUGCUGUUAAAGUUUAUAGAGAUAAAUAUCAGAAGUCACAAAAGGGGCAGAUUGGAGUGACACUUGUGACCCACUGGUUUGUGGCUAAGACCAAGACAGCUGAAGGCCUCAAGGCUCCUUUUAGGGCUCUUGAUUUCUAUUUAGGAUGGUUUUUGGAUCCCAUCACGUAUGGUGAGUACCCGGCAAGCAUGAGAGCUUUGGUGGGGCGACGGCUUCCAAAGUUUACCCCAGAAGAAAUAAAGCUGGUGAAAGGCUCGAUCGAUUUCUUAGGGAUAAACUAUUACACUACAUAUUACGCAGCUCCUACGUUGUCAUUCAACGCAGUUAAUCUCAGCUACACAACAGACAAUCAUCUCGCUCUCACUCCUGACAAGGAUGGCGUACCACUCGGCACACCUACCCCAUUGAACUGGCUAUUCAUUUAUCCCAAAGGAAUCAGAAUGCUUAUGCUCUACAUCAAGAAUAAAUACAAGAACCCACCCGUUUAUAUCACUGAAAAUGGUGUGGCUGAGGCAAAUAACAGCACAUUGUCGGUGGAGGAAGCCCUGAAAGACACUAUAAGGAUAAAAUACUACGAGGGUCACCUAUGGUUCCUACAAAAAGCUAUCAAGGAGGGAGCAAAUGUGAAGGGGCAUUUCGUGUGGUCAUUCCUUGAUUCUUACGAGUGGGAUGCUGGGCACACUGUUCGGUUUGGCAUCACGUACGUGGACUACAAUAAUCUCAAAAGAUACCACAAGAAAUCUGCUUAUUGGUUCCAAAACUUCCUCCUCAAAUCACCUACCAAAUAAGCACGUACGUACCAGGCCACCUACUUUCAAGUUUCAACUCCCCAAUAAUAUUACCCGUUCCUCUCUAGGGGUUCACCAGUGUGUUGCUGUAAUAAAUGCUUGAUGUACGAGUAAUAUAUAUAUAUUAU